Myotis brandtii (Brandt's bat) is the source of this 940-nucleotide messenger RNA. RefSeq names its product ral guanine nucleotide dissociation stimulator-like. The record is from RefSeq and is a predicted model, not a curated record. Bases 473 to 940 code for a protein of 155 amino acids. The transcript has 6 exons. NCBI's taxonomy places the organism in Eukaryota, Metazoa, Chordata, Mammalia, Chiroptera, Vespertilionidae.
CUUACCCAGGAAUGUGCCAGGCGGGUGCCCUCCCUUUGGCCUCCAGCAUAACUGACCACCUCUCUCAGCAGGGCCUCUGUCCACCUCUGCCCCUGCUCCCUAGUGCAGCCAGCGUGCCAGGUCCCAGGGUCAGCAGUGCAGAGCAUUCCGCUGGCCCAGCCAUGCUUUUCCUUCUCAAGCCGCGAUCAGCAUCGGGCGAUCCAGGACCUGCAGGGAGCAGGAGCUGAGGGAGGUGUGAACACGGUGCCUCAUGCCCCUGCACUCCUGCCCAGCAUGACCCCAGGGACAUAGGGGAGAUGGCACCACUGAAAGCUCCCCACAGGAGGUCAGACAGGAGGUCAGACAGGAGCCGACUGAUGGGGUUCUCAACGCCAUCCCCCAGCAGGGGGCACAGGGGGCCCACGCUGCCCAAAGAGUGCCGCUCGGUCUCAAGGGGCAAACCGCAUCAACCGGGAACACAAAUAAGCUCUGUAUGGUGCAGACCGCCCGGGCACACCGGCUGGACAAGCUGGUGGAGCACCUGGUGCCUGCCUUCCUGGGCAGGGACCCCACCUUCGUCCCCACCUUUCUCUGGAACUACAGAACUUUCGCCACCACCCAACAGGUGUUGGACCUACUAUUGACAAGGUAUGGCUGCAUCUUCCCGUAUGCUGAAGAGGAUGGUGGGCCUGUGGACCAGCAGAAAAAGGUCAUCAUCUCCAUCCUGGGCAUGUGGCUGGACCAGUCCCCUCAGGAUUUUUUCCAGCCCCCAGAAUUCCCGGGCCUGGUGGUGCUGCUGGCCUACCUGGAGCUCAAUUUCCCAGGCUCAGCCCUGGAGCGCCAGGCCCAGCUGCUCCUCUCAGAGCUGGAGUGCCGCGAGCCCACAGAGGCAGAGGCAGAGGCUGGCCGCGUGUCCUACUCAUAUUGCCCGGAGAGCCCUGGCACGCUGUCGGAUGAGUGA